UCGUCCUACGCAUAGAAUUUAGAACGUUAAUUCAUGGGCAUUAAACACAUGCAGACUCCCCCUAUAAAACCAUCCCAACCACCACUUUCGCUCCAAUCCAAUACGAAAAACAUCAUCUCACCAACAUACUUUCUAUCUCCCUCUCUUUCCAAUGUCUCCUUCCACACUCACACUCUUCACUCUCCUCCUGGUCGCGACCCGCUGCUGCGCCGCCCCGCGCGGCCACAAUGUGGCGCCCCACAGCGAGGACCUUGUCCGAUCGUCAUGCUCCCACGCGCGCUACCCGGACCUCUGCCUCCGCACCCUCUCCUCCUAUGCGGGCCCCACCGACAACCCGCGCGACGUCGCCCGGGCGGCCCUCAAGAUCAGCCUCUCGCACGCCCGCCGCACGUCCAGCUACCUCAGCAGCCAGGCCUCCAGCUUCAAGUCCAAGCGGGAGCGCGGGGCGCUCGCGGACUGCCUCGAGCAGAUGUCGGACUCGGUGGACGAGCUGAGGCGGUCGAUGGCGGAGCUGAAGCACCUGAGGGGCGGGGAGGAGCUGCGCUGGCAGCUCAGCAACGCCGAGACGUGGGUCAGCGCGGCGCUGACCAACGAGGACACGUGCCUCGACGGGUUCCAGGAGGUGGACGGGAACGUGAAGGGCGACGUGCGGCGCAAGAUCUCGGAUGUGGCGAGGGUCACGAGCAACGCGCUGUACCUGAUCAAUCGGCUCGACGAGAGCACGAGCCGCCGUCGAAGCGGCAGGGGGAGGAGGCCGGCAAGAAGGACCGGGUUUGUGAUGGCCGGCGAUGAUGGACGGCUCUGACCUCGCUGGCUCUUGGAAUGUGUGGUAGCAGAAUACUAUUCUCGUGGGUCCUUCAAAGUUCAAACCUCCUCUCUCUCUCUCUCUCUCUCUCUCUCUCUCUCUCUCUCUCUUCCCCGUGUCUCCAUGAAGUUACAAAUAUGUAAUCGAGUUUGAAUUUUGGACCGAUGACAUAUGUGGAUUUGUAGAUAUACAGAUAUUUAUGCACGCAUUUACGUUUGUGGGCAUGGUAUAUGGUGUGAUUUUCAUUUCUUCGGACUAUUUUUGCAUGAAAAGUUACUCGAACUAUAGAGUAACUUGGAGUGUGUUUAUGGAGGGUGAACAAACUAUAUGCAGGUACAUCUUAAAAUGUGCAUACCAUACAUGCUUCCGUUUUGGCUA
This is a messenger RNA of Syzygium oleosum, 1183 nucleotides long. Its product is annotated as pectinesterase inhibitor 3. Gene Ontology annotation, biological process: negative regulation of catalytic activity. The record is from RefSeq and is a predicted model, not a curated record. Gene Ontology annotation, molecular function: enzyme inhibitor activity. NCBI's taxonomy places the organism in Eukaryota, Viridiplantae, Streptophyta, Magnoliopsida, Myrtales, Myrtaceae. The coding region runs from base 152 to 805 and encodes 217 amino acids. The transcript has a single exon.